Dermatophagoides farinae (American house dust mite) is the source of this 1116-nucleotide messenger RNA. Lineage: Eukaryota; Metazoa; Arthropoda; Arachnida; Sarcoptiformes; Pyroglyphidae. The record is from RefSeq and is a predicted model, not a curated record.
UUCUUUUGCAUUAAACAUGUCAUGAUCAUCAUUUGUGUAAUAUAAAUGUGUUAUAUGAUGAUGAUGAUAAAUACAUGCGUGCCAAACUAAACUUAUAACAACGGCGCGAUUCGAUGAAAUCGAAAAAAAAAUCCAUGUAAAAAAAAAAAAAAAACUUAUUAUUCUGACACUUGGACAACUAUGGUAUGUAUACCAUUAUAAAUCGCAAAUAACAACAACAAAAAAAAAGUCAACGAAAUAAAAAUAAAAAAAAAUUGUCGGAAACACCAAAUUUAUCGUGCCCAAAAUCGAAAUCAUCGACCAAAAAAAAAGAAGAGAAAGAAAGAGUGGCGAGAACCAGAAAAAAUGUUUAAAUAGCCGAUUGUUUACCAUGGCAAAAAAAAAAACACGAACAUAUUUGUUCACGUGCUUCCAUAACAAAUCUCUCCUGGUAUUCAUAAAUAUCAUCAUUAUCACCAUUUUGAAAGCUUUGUAAACAAAAAAGUAAGAAAAAUAACAGAAAAUUCUCCUAUCUCUAUUGCUCAACUUUUUUACUAUCUCUGAUGAUGGUAAAAUUUAAUUGAAAAAAAAAUAGUGAAUUCAAAUUUGUUAGAGAGAUCUGCCGCUGAAUUAUUUUUCAUCAUGACUUUGAAACGAUCAUUAAACGAUGUAAAUGAUGAUGAUGAUGGCCAUCAUCAUUAUAAUCAAGGACCAUCAUCAACUUUGAAAACAUUCGAUUCACCAUCUAAACGUCAACGUAAUAAUGUUCAAUUAUUGCAACAAUUUCCAUCAUAUCUAGUCAAAAUAAAUCCAUUCACAUCAAUGACUAUGCAUAGAAAUGAAUCGAAAUCUGUACAGAUAAUGGGCGCUUUGAUUUGUCAUCAAUGUAAUAGUCGCGUUAUUGGUCACAUAAAAUGUGAUUUUUGUGACCACAUAAUAUGUCAUGAUUGUCAACAAUUAUGUCUUAAAUGUCAUCGAUAUUUUUGUGGUCUUUGUUCAAUCAAAACUUAUGAUUAUUCAAAUGAAUGUACAAACGUUGCCAUUUGUUUCAAUUGUAACCAAUAAUGGAUUCAUAUCAACUUAAAUUAAUUUGACAAUUUGCUUCACUGUAAAUAAAAGAACAUUUUUUCCAUUUAA